AUGGAAAAGUCGUCAUCUUGCAGUGAGAGAGAUAAGGCGGCUUAUAUAGCGGUGAGGACGAUUUUAAAAGAAAUAGUAGAAAAGCUGCCUGCGGACGUAGUAGAGUUGUUAAAAGAAAACGACUCUUUGAUAUCGGGGGAAGUCGAUCUGCCAUAUAAGGCCCGAAAAUUGUUCACCAAAUUUGUAAAAACAUAUGAGCAAUUGAUGGGGACUGAAUUUCGUCUAAGAGAUAUGGAUGGAAUCAGCUUCCCAAGUGGCAUUCGAGAUCCUCAGCACAGGGCAGAUGCGGGGACG
Messenger RNA from Paraglomus occultum, 294 nucleotides. The record is from the annotation of a GenBank genome assembly. Lineage: Eukaryota; Fungi; Glomeromycota; Glomeromycetes; Paraglomerales; Paraglomeraceae.